AUGCAAGCCACGUGGUUGCUGGCUUACUUGACCUUGGGCUUUGCUGCCGCAGAGACCGGCUUAGAUGGUUGGCUGCGAUAUGCUCCGUUACCUUGCUCUACUCAAUGUCAUUCCCAGCUACCCGUCAACAUUCUUGUCCUCAACUCGACCGAGGCAAGUCCUGUGUAUGUUGCCGGAUCCGAAAUUCAGGUCGCAUUAAGUAGCAUUUACGAUGUGAACGCCUCGAUCGCUCUCAACCAGUGCAACUCAUCUUCAUCCGUCGUCGUUGGCACAGUUGACCAAUACCGCCAAACCUGCGGUUCAACAGUUGGCAUCCCUGAAUUGGGUGAAGAUGGAUUCUGGCUGAGCACUCGGGGUAGCAAGAUCCAAAUCCUCGGUCAAAAUGAACGAGGAGCUCUCUAUGGGGCAUUUGAGUACCUGUCAAUGCUUGCAAGGGGGAAUUUCUCUCAAGUGGCCUACUCCACAAGCCCUUCCGCUCCUCUUCGCUGGGUGAAUCAAUGGGACAACAUGGAUGGAAGUAUUGAGCGAGGCUAUGGAGGCGAAUCGAUAUUUUUCAAAAAUGGGGCUAUCGUCGACGACUUGACUCGAGUCCGCCAGUAUGCUCGUCUCUUAGCAUCAGUCCGGAUCAACGCAGUCGUGGUCAACAAUGUGAAUGCCAAUGCCACCCUUCUCACUCCCCAGAACAUUGAUGGACUAGGAAGAAUAGCCGACGUUUUCCGACCGUACGGUGUCAAAGUCGGUAUCUCGCUGAACUUCGCGACUCCCGAGACUUUGGGUGGCCUUGACACUUAUGAUCCCCUCAAUGCAACUGUAGUCAGAUGGUGGUCCAACAUGACGGACCAGAUCUACCAAAGAGUACCCGACAUGGCGGGAUACCUCGUGAAAGCAGACUCCGAGGGUGAGCCGGGCCCACAGGUAUAUAACCGAACCUUGGCAGAAGGUGCCAAUCUAUUUGCCAGGGCUAUCAAGCCUCAUGGGGGUAUUGUCAUGUUCCGUGCCUUUGUCUACAAUCAACUUAACGAGUCCAACUGGGAGGCAGAUCGUGCCAAAGCAGCAGUCAACUUUUUCAAGCCCCUCGAUGGCAAGUUCGAUGAUAAUGUGGUUGUCCAGAUCAAGUAUGGACCUAUUGAUUUCCAAGUCCGUGAGCCGACAUCACCUUUAUUCGCCAAUCUUUUCAAGACAAAUAUUGCCAUCGAAUUGGAAGUCACUCAAGAAUACCUUGGACAACAAUCUCAUCUUGUUUACCUUCCUCCUCUCUGGAAGACUGUCUUGGACUUUGAUCUUCGCGUCGACCAUAAGCCAUCUUUAGUCCGUGACAUUGUGACAGGUAAACGCUUCAAUCGUACCCUUGGUGGAUCGGCAGCCGUUGUCAAUGUUGGUACCAACAACACAUGGCUAGGAAGCCAUCUGUCAAUGUCGAAUCUCUAUGCCUACGGCCGUUUAGCAUGGGAUCCUACUGCAGAUGCCCAGGAUAUCCUGCAGGAUUGCAUUCAGUUGACAUUUGGUCUGGAUCGUGCUGUCCUCGAUACCAUUACUAAUAUGUCCAUGCAAUCUUGGCCUGCCUACGAAAGUUACAGUGGCAAUCUGGGCAUACAGACUCUGACUGACAUCUUGUAUACCCACUAUGGACCCAACCCUGCCUCUCAGGACAAUAACGGCUGGGGCCAAUGGACUCGUGCUGGCCGUAAAAGUAUUGGUAUGGACCGCACCAUACACAAUGGAACAGGAUACACUGGACAAUAUCCAGAGGAGAUCGCAUCUAAAUACGAGAACAUCCAGAGCACACCUGACGACCUUCUUCUAUGGUUUCACCAUGUCAACUACACCCACCGAUUGCAUUCUGGGAAGACAGUGAUUCAACACUUCUACGACGCCCACUACAGUGGUGCAGAGUUAGCCCAAGGCUUCCUUGACCAGUGGGAGUCCUUGCGGGGGAAAAUCGAUGACGAGAGAUACGCCCAUGUUCGACACCGUCUUGACUACCAGACAGGGCAUUCUAUCGUUUGGAGAGAUGCGAUCAACAACUUCUACAACAAUCUCUCCGGAAUAGCAGACACUGCUGGACGUGUCGGCCAUCACCCGUGGCGAAUUGAGGCCGAGGACAUGAAGUUGAAUGGCUACGAUACCUACACCGUUAGCCCAUUCGAAACAGCCUCUGGCUCUGUGGCUAUUAUCACGUUAUCCAAUGAUACAGUGGGUACAGCAACGACCACACUCGACUUUCCCUCGGGCACGUAUGAUCUUGCUAUAAAUUACUACGACCUGUACGGUGGGCAAUCGAAUUGGCAGGUUUAUCUCAAUGAUAGACAGGUUGGGCAGUGGAUGGGCAUUCUGCUACCCGAAUCAAGUUCAGGGGGAGUCAAGAUCAGCAAAGGAGAUACGUUGAAGAUCGUUGGCACGCCUGAUGGGGACGAACCAGCGCCGGUGGACUAUAUCUCGGUGCUUCCGGAGGGAGUUGUGGAUUGA
Messenger RNA from Penicillium pulvis, 2466 nucleotides. It is a transcript of the gene aguA, whose product is annotated as alpha-glucuronidase. Gene Ontology annotation, biological process: xylan catabolic process. Gene Ontology annotation, cellular component: extracellular region. The record is from RefSeq and is a predicted model, not a curated record. Gene Ontology annotation, molecular function: alpha-glucuronidase activity. Lineage: Eukaryota; Fungi; Ascomycota; Eurotiomycetes; Eurotiales; Aspergillaceae. The transcript has 2 exons. The coding region runs from base 1 to 2466 and encodes 821 amino acids.